Molecule: messenger RNA, 921 nt
Organism: Epithele typhae
Lineage: Eukaryota; Fungi; Basidiomycota; Agaricomycetes; Polyporales; Epitheliaceae
Exons: 2
Coding region: 1-921 (306 amino acids)
Source: RefSeq, a predicted model, not a curated record
AUGGAGGACGGUCCACGCGACGGACUCAGUCACGGUCUUGGACUUCCCUCUGAUUUCAGCAGUGAUGACGUCAAAGCGUACGCACUGGAAGACCUUGCCACUGCCGAGUACAAGAUACGUCUAGUCCACGCUUAUGCGCUCCUCCAGGAGACCCGUAGAUCCGUGAAGCACACGGCAGCUUACCUCAGCGACAAAAUCAGGCACACGGACAACACCCAGCAGCACAAUACACGCGCCCAGAAGCUCGUCACGCAGGAGCGCAACAUGGCAAUGCUGCUUUCAGCACGCUUCAACCACAACAUCUCCCGUGUCAUCCAUCUGCGCAGCGUUCUCGGACUCACAGUCGACCCCCAAUCGAUGGAAGGUCGUCUGCGCCCAAUGGUCCCCGACGAUCUUCACGUUCGCAACUUGGUGGCGCCUGUCAAUCACACCGCCGAUGCUCAUGUCUCAUGGAUAUGGAGCGAGAACUGUAAGUUAAUGCCAUUUGGAUUGCCGCCGAUGAUCUCACUGACCUUGUCACAACCAGUCGAUCAAACACACUGGCAGCGCGUCCGUAAUGAGAAGGUACGGGCAGACGUGUGGGUGAACACCACGUGCGCAGAUCUACGCCACUAUCGGGAUGGUUGCGCCUGCAUGUCUAGAUGCUGGGAGGCAGCGGUCAUGGCCCCGAACACAUCCUUGGGAUCUCGCGCAUACGCUUAUCAACAAGCUGACAUGUACAAGAAACUUCAAGAUACUUGUCAAAAGGCGUAUCAAGACGCACUCCCUAUGGGCUGGAAUACCGAGGAGCUUGACCACAGUAGCGUAAGUGGCUCAGCCAAUCUUGCCGUUGCCACUGUCAUGCUCAUACGGUGGUCGACGACAGUCCCUCCGCGAAGCGCUCGAAGAAGUCAUGCCCGGUAUCAACAUCGACGAAUAUGA